Adineta ricciae is the source of this 1338-nucleotide messenger RNA. NCBI's taxonomy places the organism in Eukaryota, Metazoa, Rotifera, Eurotatoria, Adinetida, Adinetidae. The record is from the annotation of a GenBank genome assembly.
AUGGACAUACAAUCAGACACAACAACAAUAAUCGAUGACGAGAAUUUAGCACUACUCAACUCUGACAAUGGUUCACAUGUUUCUAUUAGAUCAGGAUCACAAAUGUCAUGGAUCAUGGCUGCUGGUCUUAUUGUCAAUGCAGCAAUGGGUGCUGGUUUGCUCAAUAUUGCAAAAGCAUAUGAUGAUGCAGGUGGAAUACUCGUCAGUUCUGUUCUACAUGGAAUAGUUGUUUUGUUAGUUCUUGGUGCUUACGCUAUUCUAUUCGUAUGUUGUGAUCCAUCUACUCCAUCCUAUGAAACAUUUGUUCUAAUGAAAUGCGGUAAAAUUUGGCAACGAAUCUGUUCUGUUUGCAUCAUAUUAUACAUGUAUGGCCUGAGUAUAACUUUCUUUAUUAUCAUUGGAGAUCAAUUAGAUCGAUUUCUGUCGUUUAUUGAUCCACUAUUUUGUCGGCAUUGGUAUUUUGAUCGUCGAUUAACAAUACCAUUAACAUCAUUAUUAUUCAUAUUCCCAUUUUGUUUUUCAAAAACAAUUAAAUUUCUUCAAAUUCCAAGUAUGUUAGGUGUAUUGGCCAUUAUUUAUGUUGUUAUUAUUGUACCUAUUGAAUAUGUUCAAAGAAAAUCUUCUGAUGUUAUUGUUAAAACAGGACCUGAUUCAUGGACUGAUGUUUUUCUCGUUUUACCAACAAUGUGUUUCAGUUAUCAAGCACAUGUCAACGCUGUUCCUGUCUUCGUUUCCUUGAAAUCUCGUGCUGAUUGUAUUAAAGCAACAUUAUUGUCGACAAUUGUUCUCAUACUUAGUUACUGUUUAGUCGCUAUUUAUGGCUAUUUGACAUUUGGUAUUAAAGUUGAUCAUGAUAUUCUCAUGUCAUACCAUCCUAUAUCUGCAAUUGUACUUAUUGCUAUUAUCAUGGUUGCAAUUAAAACCUAUACGGCUUAUCCGGUGAAUUUAUUUUGCGGAAGAACGGCAAUUGAUUCUUUGUCCAAUGAAACAACAGCAUCAAUUAUUGCCACAGAUGUAGAACACUCGACGAAACGUCGAAUUUUAAUUGUUUGUCUUUGGUAUUUCUCAACAUUGACUGCAGCAGUCUUCUUACCGAAUAUUUCUGUCGCGAUUCAUUAUCUGGGCGCAUUAGCAGCUAGUUUCAUUUUCAUAUUUCCAGGUCUUUGUCUAUACUUUCACGUUGAGCAAAAUUGGAUAAAUUCAUGGGAGAACAUCAUUUCGAUCUCCAUUGGAAUACUGUAUGUCGCCAUCGGAGUGUUUGUUACUGUGUUAACAUUAUUACAAUCAUUAAUGGCAGAUAUUAGUGGCGAAGAGCGAAGCACAAGUCGAACAUGUUGA